AUGGAAGUUGAAGACGCAAAAAAAAGUGGCAAUGCAAAAAAAAAGAAAAAAGCCACAUUGGCAUUGAGCCGCCAUGUUUUACGAUUUAGCCACAAAAGACGAUGGCAAGAAGACGAGCAAACAAGUAAGUGGAAAGGUUAUUGUUUAAUUUCACUUCGUUAACUUUUAAAUGUGUCAUUUGGUCAGGCCAUGUUGCACCUGAGUCGAUAUGAAAUUGAACUGGAGGAUGCCGGUGUAGUGUUAGCUUUGGCUAAGACCAUCCACAAGAGGAGAAUCGAGUUUGGUAGCUUUACGGUUCGGUUGCUUUACUUAUAGAAAAGGUACACCGAGCUCUCGCUUUUUGCGUCAUUGGUCCCCAGCAGCUCACUUCAGUGGUGGCUUUUUUUAUUUACAUCCUUUUAUUUUCGCAAUAAGUAACUUUUUUUUUUUUUGCAUCAUUAUCUUCUGUUUUGGCUUCUUUUUAAAAAAAAAAAAAAAUCUGCACAGUGUCUCUUUUUUUAUUUGCAGCCGGCUUUGGUUUCUUUUUUUUAUUAUUACUUCAUCAGUAACUUCCAUAAUGGCUACUUCUUCUUCUUCCUCCUCUUUUUUUUAAAUUUAUUUAUUCAUUUAUUUAUUUAUUUAUUUUAUUUGCAGCAGUGGCGGUUCUCGGCCACCGUAUCUUUGGAUACAUAGUGAUUUAUCUGAACCAGUGAUAAAAACGAAAUGUCUCAAUGUUUUCAUUACGAUGUGUAACUUAACUGGUGCACAAAAGAAUAAUGUCGCAGCGGCACUUUCGCCUUCCUCUAAAUCUGUUGACAGUUUCCUAAAUGGAGAAGUGAGAUUGUGCAAAGGGAACACUUUCCCCUUUCUCGUAAAGCUCCUCCUCCUCCCCGCAUACUUCUCCUCUUGUAAACAACAGCUGAGUUCAGUUUACGUAAGCUUCUCUGCAACCCUGCGGAUCCCAAAGCUGGUGAGAGCGAACUUUAUGAAAAUACUUUUGCUUUCAUUUGAAAAUGGUCGCUGUUUGUGUGUUUGUAAAACUGCAAAGCUGGCUCAGAUAUCCGGUGUCAGGAGUGAGCUGCAACUCUGCAGGAUCGGCUUCAGGGCUCUGUGGACUGAAAAUGUUGUCGUCGACCAGCAGACUGUUCAGUCAUGGCUGAGUCAUCUGCUGUGUACUAAUCCUCACUCUGUGGGGGUUUUCUCUGUGGUUUGUUGUGACUUACGAAACAUUAAGAGGGUGUGAUCGUCACCAGCAGCUGCAGCGCUUGCUUAUUUAAUGCAAAGUGAAACAUAGGCCAAUAUUUGUUCUCUUUCUUGGUAAUCUGCAGGAGCAGCAUAUUUGCAAACAAUGAACUUGGCCCGCAUAAGUCUUAUCGCUACAGUAAAUCGACCUGCUCCUCCUACAUGUAAAACUGCAGAGGCAAUAGAUCAGGUUACUGUGAAGGCUGAGCUGUUAUGCAACUAGAUCCACACAUACUCAGAUCCUGGUGAAUCCAAAUAUGGGCACAUCUGUCAUUGGAGUUUACAGCAGUUUUGGAAGUUUUCCAAGAAAGACCUGCGUGUUCCUGUCAAACCAGCAUACAACAUUUAGGCCAAAACAGCCCAUACUACUAGGAGUGUGGGCGGUAUUGACAACAAUCUCGACCAGGACAUUAGGAAACUUCACUUUACAUAAUGAAAAUGUCUGUGCAGCUCUCUAUUCCUCUUUCCAAGUUCCUUAAAAAAUAAUAUUAAAAAAAGACCUAAAGUAAAAAAAUCCUACAUAAAAAAAAGAGAAAAAAUCAAAAUAGUUUCAUAAAACACCCAUAGGAGCAAAAAUGUGUGUGUGUGUGUGUGUGUCUGUAUGUUUGUUUGUAUGUAUGUAUGUAUGUAUGCAUGUAUGUAUGUGUAUAUAUAUAUAUAUAUAUAUAUAUAUAUAUAUAUAUAUAUAUAUAUAGCAGCUUAUAUUUAUUUAAUUUCACUUUUUUCAGCUUAUUCAAAUUUAAUUUCACUUUUUUCAUUUAAUUUAUAUUUAUACAAUUUCAAUUUUUUCCCUUUAUUUUUCUUUUUACUUCUUUUAAUUGAACUCUCUUUUAAAUGUUUUAUUUUGAAAUGAUAUGCAAACACUAUUAAAUGAAAAAAAAAAUAUAUAUAUAUAUAUAUAUAUAUAUAUAUAUUGGUGGGGGAUUAUAGAGCACGUGUGAUUUAUUUAUUUUCUCACACAUAAAAUAUCCUAAAUUUCAUACUGAUGCCUUCAAAUGAAAUCCAAAAGCAAAUAAGUCCAUCACUGACUUUAUUGAAAACUGUUUUGAAGUACUUUUUUAAAGCCUGAAACUGUUGCCAGAGGGUCGUUUUUCAGCCUAUAGCUUGAGAAUCAGCCCUGUUUUUUACAAUUUAAACAAAAGUAUUUACAAAAGAAAAAUGUAAAAGUCAGCAUCUAGUGGGAGCAAAAAGUAAUGAACGCUUUGUCCAUUGGGGGUACUACAAUCAAGCCAAGUUGAAAUUUCCCAUGCAGUUCAUGCAAUUUAUUUUAAGGCCACUAGAUGGUGCCACAGUCACAUCUUUUACAUGAAACGUUUAGGAAUGGAAAACAUUUUUAAAAAGAAAUUAAAGAGUACUGAAUAUUUUUUUCCUGAAAAACAGCAUAUUUAGGUAAAUAUUAAAAGGGAGAAAAAACCACAAAUUUUUAAUCCUUAUUUAUUAUUUUGUUAACGGAGUUUUCCUCUGGGCUUCUUUCUUUAUUUAUCUGUUAUUAUCUCUCAUUAUUUAUUAUCACUUUCCACCUACGGCAUUAAUUUCACCUACAUUCAUCAUGUGUAGUUGUUGUGUUUGUGAGAGAUUAUGGUUGUGCAUGUUAGACGAUUUGUGUUUGUGUGAAAGACGGUUUGUUGUUAAAGUCAGAUGAUAAGGGAUUACACCCAGGAUUAAAAUCAGAUGAUAAGGGCUGGAGAAGGGUGCAAUAUCUAUGUCAGAUUUUUAAGAAUUUUAACUUAAAAGACAGAAAUCUGACUUUGUUUUCCCGGGAUUUUAACUUCAGUCUUUUUGUUGUUUGUUUUUAAGUCAGAAUUCUUACUGAAGUGAGGCUGUAGAGCCCAGAGUUUCUUCCUCAAAUUUAAGAUUUUUUUUUUUCUCAGAUUCCAAAAAUUUUUAAGACUUUUUUUCUUAAAAAUUCAAACUGUCUCUUGUAAUUUUGUGGAAUUCUGAAGAGAAAGUCAGAAAUCAGAUUGAAAAAGAAAAAUCAAAACUUGUCCAAAUCCUUAAAAAUGACUUUUGACCUUUCCGCAAGUGACUAUGCCCGUGUAAAAAAUCGUGUCGUUCUAUUUUAUAACAGCACCCUACACUGAAAUAGCAUACAUGAGCAAACCGUGAGAGUGAACACAUUUUCAGGAAGUCUAUGAGGGGAAAAAAAGGCUCUGGUUUUGUGAAUAAAAUUCUCUUCUGCAUCAGUGAGGAGCUUUUAGCUUCAGCCAGUAGAUGGCACCACUGAUACACCAAUGGAUCCUUACUCAGUGUAACGUGACUGUCAAGACUAGAUAAGUCACUAAGAGGGCACUAAAUCCAAUAAGGGAGCAUGAAGUUUUUAGUGCAGCUCUAAGAUAUUUAUUUUCUCUUUCAAUAAAUCAAAUCAAAAUAGAUUUUGACUGUCAAAAGCAAAAAAAGCUUUAGCGGUCAACAUAAAUAUGAGCACCCUGCCUCCUCUCUCUCUCUCUCUCUGAACCAGGCAAACAAUUCCCAGGCAGGCACAGGUGACAUCCAUUUGACAAUCAGAGAGGGACGGAGAGCGAUCAAAAAGGGGGAAGUAGAUCUGAUUGGCUUAUUCAGAAGAAGUUUGCCAUCUGGUCUGUCAUUCUUUUUUUUUCCCUCUUCUUAUUCUUAUUAUUUUUGCAUUGCACACAUAAAAUAGUGAGGCAAAUCAUUCAAAUCAUGCAGGAGGAACCAACAAACCCCUCCAAUGUUGACUGUUUCUAAGAGGAACUUGCCCUCCGUGUGAGAGACAUUCAACAUGUAGACAAAGCUGCAACACGUGAACUGCAAUGAUACGAAAAACGUGACAGAAAGACAGGAAAAAAGGUGUGUGUUGAGACACCAUGGGGCCUUCACCCAGGAUUUGACACAUUAUCAUGUUGCAUUACUUAACAGACUAAGCAGAAACUGUGUAGUUUGCUUCUCAAACUAAAAUUUCCUAUGUGUUCACUCACAUGAGAAAGUAAAUCUAACAUGGAAGACUUGGGUUUAGCCAGAGAUGUUUAUGCAGAGAGAAGGUAAUGGAAAGAUGAGAGACAACUCUGCCUUUACAUCAACCAAAAAAAGACAGAGGUCUGAGAAAUCGCUAAUCGGGUCAGAAUUCAUAAAAUCCUGUGUGUGUCCUGGGACUAGAUAAAAGAACCUUUCCUUGGACUGGGUGAGUUUUACACACAGGGUUGUCGCAAUGCUCCUCUCACUCUCUGGAAAGAUCUCAUCUGCUCUUUUCCUCUUGGUCAAUCUGAAUCUGUCAUUACAUCAUGAAACUUGCUCCUGAAAAUACAAAUAUUGAUAGAAGGAAAGUAAAAAUAGGAAGGAAUAGGAAUAAAUAAUAAGAAACUGCAAUGGUUAGUAUAAACCGCAGAGUACUAGAAAUAAAGCUAUGUAGAAGGAAGUGUGUAGGAUAUUACACAGUGUAUUAUACAGUUUGACAAAGUAUUGCUCAGUUAAACAUAGUAUUGCACAGUGUAACUUAAUAAAACAAUGUACUCUUAGUAUUGCACUCUUAGAUUGUUGAAGUUGUGAAUGGUUUACCAACAGUUUGCACAGUUCAAACUGUUAGCAGCCGCUUCCCCAGUCAUCUGAGAGUCAGAUCUCUGACGUCAGCUCACACCAGUCCGUCUAGUUCCUCCACUCAGAGCUGUGGCUAGAGCGACCUUACUCAACCAGGAUUCAGAUCCAAACAGAGAAAAACCCUGAUCUUUAAUAGAAAGAUCUACAUUAACAUAUCCAUACAGAUUCAUGCUGCUGAAAUAGAAAGUGGGCUUGAAAUAAAGUGAACAAUACAUGCAUAUAUAUAUAAAACAAUGCAGUGGACACAUGCGAACAUUUAGGCCUGUGGUGCAGCAACUAAACCUUCAUUAAUCAUUUAAAACUCAGAGCAUGCUGACAAUGCCAGACACGGUCUAAUGGGAUUUUUAGUUUUCACACAUAGUUAAAGACAGGUAGGCUAUUAGUCACUAUUUACUUAAUUUUGCUCUCAGAUCAGAAAGCUUUACUUAAGCUCUCAGGCUACAUUCAUAGCAAUAUUUUAGGCCUUUGUUGUUAAGUGGAAAUGGCAUAAAUCAGACUGGUGUUACACAGCAGUCUGACUUCAUGAGUCAUGUGAAUCUCCUGUGUUUUGCAAUGAGUCACACAUGGCAGUUAAAUGCUCCCAGGUUAAAAGUGUAAUUCGUAGACACAGAAUGGAGCGUGCCGUCAGCAUUUCAUAUCAAAUUCCGGUGUAGGUACCAGAUGUGUCCGCGCCUGUUGACGACGUCACACUGUGCCAAGUCCACUUGGACAAACUACAUUGUGCUCCAUUUAAUAAGUAAAAUGUGCUCGGUUAAAAGCCUCUCAUAGUUUUCUUUGUUUCUGUGUGAUCAUUUGAUUGACCUCCAAAUUUUCUCCAUAUAAUACUGAGAAUUACAACUUACUGUACUGUGAUUUUUUAGAUGGCUUGUUAACAAUUGUCCAUGUUAACUUUUCUAUGAAAUGUACGCAGGAUCGCCGCUUAUCAAUUGAUAGUUUUGCUUUUAUUCCACAUUUCCUUUGGCGACCUAAAAGAGGCCGUAGUCCCGUAGUCUUUAGUCCUCUUUAAUAACUCGCGAUUGAUUUUCUUGUCAAAUUCGUCCAUGUUUUAAGAACUACAAUCCCAUGAAACCUGAUCUGGUGAAAACCGCUUCCGUAAUGUCCGUACCAACCUCAAUCUUAGACGUCAGCCGAACCAACUUCCAACCAAUCAUAUAGCGUGACCAGUGUUGUAUAGUAAGUAAGUAGCAAUACUUAAGUAAAGUACUUCUGUAUAAUUUUGAAGUAUCUGUACUUAAUUGGAGUUUGUGUGUGUGUGUGUGUGUGUGUGUGUGUGUGUGUGUGUGUGUGUGUGUGUGUGUGUGUGUGUGUGCGCACGAGUUUUCCUUUUACUUGGCUACAUUUCUAAAAAUAAAAGUGUACUUUUACUCCGCUACAUUUCACAGAGGCAUCUUUGCUACUAUUAUAUUUACUGCGUCAUUAUGACAGUGGGUAGGGUCGAAAAACCUUUUCCCUUUUACCUAGUGUUGAUUUGCAUUGCCCUCAUCAUCGUCAAUCAGUCACUCAAGCCCGGGCAUGUCCGCAGCCACUUGUUGGCUACGCAGUUACAAUACUUCCGCCCAAGUAUAUUUGUUUUUUGGGGUCUGUUUAGAAGGCAACUGCGUUUUCAGGAGACGAAAAGGUAACAAAGUGAAAACCCUCUCCAGAGUGGAAAUGUUGUAAACGCUCAUCAUAGCCAUGCGCAGCUUCCUUGAAAAUAACAACAACAACCAUGCUAGACAUUCGAGUCGCGCUGUCGUUAUUAUUGAACGGGCAGGAGCUCAAUUUCGACCUGUACAGAAUCCUCACGGAUCAUACCACUCAGCAGAGGAGGUGUCUGAAUUAUUUGCAUCAAAUAAUUAAUGUGCGAAUUGGCAGAAUGGAAGUUGUUCUAUGUAUGCGUUGUUGGUCUAUAUGGGAGUGUGGUCACACCGACACACACCACCUACAGCCUGGCAUGCACAUUACAGCGUUUUCAACCACAUUGCGUUUUUUCUGUAAUCACAGCAUAAAAACUGAAAAUGAAACAGCACUUUUCCAUUUUCUAUGGAGACCGUUUCCGUCUAAAGAUAUCCCAAUCUGGAGGGCAUUUUUGAAAGUUACCGUUGAGGUCAGCUAAAACACCAUUUCUGUUAUCAUGAGAAAAUGAUAUUUUUAUGUCAAGAUAACGAAAAAAAAUAGUUUGAGAAAACAAACUUUGUCAUAUCAAAAUAACGAGAUAAUAAGUCGUUAUCUCAAGAUAGUAAUGCAUAAAAAAAUAAAUAAUCCAUGGCCAUUGUAGGCUUCCGUACAAAAGGCCCCACACAGCGUAACAGUUUAACAGCUGCCCUGCUCAUAAUCAGAAGAAAAUAAGCUUAUCUGACUAGUGCCACACUCAGUCUAACUUCAAGAGUAACCUGAAUCUCCUGCCAUGAUUAGUCAGACUCUGAUGUUCAUGAAUGAAACGUAGAAGGGAGUAGUAUAACACCUCCCCAGCUUGUACUAGUUCAUAAUAUGAUGACAUAAUAAUGAGGACUCCGCUCUGACUCAGACAUGGUGACUCAACAAAACAUUGUAAGACAGAUCUGGUUGUGCUGACUGUUUUUCUGAACUCUUAAAAAGUUAUAUAUAUAUAUAUACACAUAUAUAUAUAUAUAUGUAUAUAUUUAUGUUUGUUUGUUUUUUGUUUUUUUCAAACAAUCUAAUCCUCCUCUGUAAUUCCAAAGGUCCUUACACACCGGGAGCGGUUUUUUUAAAUCAGAUUGCGUGUUGUUGCGACGUCAGAUUCACCAGUAUAUCCAACAUGGUCGACCGGCUGAUUGUUUACAUGUCGGAAAACACUCACCAUGUUUACAUUAGCAUUUCACAGGAUUGCUCUGUAGUGAAAGCUCACACUUUGGUGUUCAAGAUUAAAUAUGGGAAGAGAUUUGUCUACAAAUAUAUAUCCAUGAUUUACACGUGUUUUUUUUUUUUUUUUUUUUGUCAUUUUUGAGCCAUUCAUAAGCAGAAUGAAAGAUUUAAAGAUCUACAAAUGAUAUGUCAUGAUAAAUGCACACACAAAAUUAACAAAUACAUGUGGAAAUCAUCAAUACACAUUCAUGCAUAAAUCUCUCCCUAAAUGUAAACUAAUUCAAACCCAUUAUUAUAAAUUUCCUAUGUUUUUUUUCCUGUCUAUGUGUUGAAACCACUUUAAGUAGGUUUUGUUCAAGCACCUGUUUGGGCAGCCCGGGGUCCUUUUGGAUUUAACCCAUUUUUGUUCAGGCAUUGUUGCGAUAGCGGAGAUUACCGCCAAAUGCUGCAAUCAAAUCAUUAGUUGAUCAAUAAGUUGAUUGUUGUGCGUUCGUGAAGCAGUGAGUAUUGUAAACUCGAUGUAUAUGCUAAAUGAGUGUGUGUUUUCAAUCAAGGAUGGUUGGUGAUUUGUAUAAAGUUUGUUUAUAUUUGCCGAAGUUAGCAUACUUGUUGUAUCGUGUUACUAAAGCUAACUAGCGAAGCUAAUACUGUGUUUAUGUCUGUUAGACAUUGCUUUAAUUUCACGCGUUGUGUUAAUUUUAUUUACAGAGACCAUAUACGAUCAAUGUGAAAGACGAGCACUGCUGAAACGCUGUUAUACUGUUAAAGAGAAAAAAUACAAAGGGCUAACUGUAAAUUGUGUCUUGGCUUCACUCUCUGACUGGAGAACCUGAAUGGAUGAAGUGUCCCAGCAGUAUUUAAUAAUAACACAGAAGUCAUUCUCCAAUACCGAUGCUUAUCAUCUGUGCGCAGUUUUCAACCAAACCACAGCUUUCAGUUUCACACUCUCAGUGAAGAUAUUUUUUUCCCCAUCAGAUCAAAAAGAAAUCAAAUGAAAACACAUGAAAGUUUUUUUUCAGUGCGUAAAUGAAUGGGCAACGCUGUAGUGUUGUUGCAAUUUACCAGGGUACAAUUUACUUUUUCAUACCGGAAACCAGCUAUACUAGGCCAAGGAUACUACAGAAUAACAGCCGACUUGCAGUCAUACUGCAUCCUACUAUCGAACACAGUACUCAGUCAGCAGGAGUAUAUGCAGUAAGCCAAUUCGAAAGCCCCUGUCUUCCCCCUCUGUCCUCGUCGGUUCAUUGUAUGUCGCUGUGUGCGUAUGCUUGUGUCCACAGUUGUUCCUUGUGAUUUUUUCCCCAGUGUCUUUAGUUCGAUUUUGCCCUUUGGAUUUUUUUGGUUGGACCUUUUGAAGAAGGUGUUUGUUGUUUUUUCAUUUUACCAGGGAAAAACUAAAUUAACUGAGCAUAUCAUGACAUCCUGUGGACCAUGGGUGGAGUUAUUAUUCUGUAACAUGACAAACAAACAAACCUGAGUGCUGAACACUUUCCUGAUUGAAGAGCUAAAGACAGUGGGUAACAAACCGUGUUUUUAGGUUUCAGUACAGCAGUGGACUGGUGGACUGGAUGGUGAUGGUUGCAGCCUUGUGGUAGUCCCAGUUUACACCGCUGCACCAGAAGGUAGUUUGGGAUACCUCCCGCUCUCUAGUUUACAUAGAUGUUUCUCCGCUUUUUCCCUCCGUGCAUAUAGUCGCCGCCAUAAACAGCACGCUAUGGGGGCUCUUUCACAGUCCCUCAUCGUUAAGUUUGGUCACAUUUUUGUCUCUUUAAAGGCCGCAGACUGAACAGCCAGUCAGUGUUGCAGGAGGAAGAGCAUGUCUGUGUGUGUUGCUUCCAUAAAUAGUGCAAAAACAAACAGGCUUUGUGAUAGUAAAGUAAACUUCUCAGUUCACUUAAAGCACUUGGGUCCAAGUGUCUCAAAAUCAGCUGCGUAACGUGACAGAGUUGACCCCGUCUUUGCCUGGCUGGCCCGCUGGUUCCCUUGAGCUCCUAUUUUAAGUGCCGAGCUGACCCGCGUCCUUUGUGGAUUAAACUCUUAGAUCGUGUCGUAGAACUUCACUUAAAAAAAACGGUGAAAUACCCCUUUAAAAAGAGGGGAGCUUUGAAAGACAUGACUGUCUCCACCGGUAGGAGACCACAGGGAAGCUUCAGGACACGCUGGAGAGGCCGUGUUGGCAUGGAAACGCCGCGGGGUCCCCCCGGGAAGAGCUGGACUAAGUUGCUGGGAGGAGGGAUGUCCGGGCUUCUCUGCUCGGGCUGCCAAAAUGUGUUUUGGCUAGAGGUGAUUCAUUUCACCUUCUGUGUUUGUACAUCUGCUGCUCAGCCGACACAUGGUUAUGAUUAUCACGCACUGGGAGAUAAAAUCCUAAAGAUGAAUUUAAAGAAAACAGUUUGAUGUGAAAUUAUUUACAGCAGCAAAACUGUCAUGACCAUAAAACAGUCUUCAUGUUGACCUGAGUUUAAUAGACACACAUGGCCUGGUGUGAUCAUUAGACACUGUCCUUCCACUCCUUACAAAGUAGAUGACAAAAUGCAUCAGCAAGAGGCUUACGGGACGUACAUCGCUUGUUUCUAUCACAGGAAAAUUCUGUCUUUUUGACGUCCUUUCUUCAUGAGUCAUCUGUCAUAAACUCUGUUGUGGUUUAGAAAGAAGAAGUGUACAUUGUAUUUGCAUGUGAGUUUAACACUUCGCACUUGCGCAAUGUGUGUUAAGGCACGGCUCUCCUGCAGCCCUUACCGGUGGGAAACCAAACUGGCCCUGAGGAGGUUUACAGUUUGAACCAGCACUAGCACCGGCCCUGAGCCAACACCAGGACCUCUGUCUUGGAAGAGAGUGAACAAACAUCAAGAUCUCUCACACACACUCAGACACACAAACACAGCUGCUGGUUAUGAUGAUUUGCAGCACUGCUUCUCCCCCUCUAUGCGCCUCUUUCACUCCUUUUCUAUCCAGACAUUUACAUCGACUGUCAGGUGUAACAGAAGCUCUAAAGCCCUGUCUGUUUCCCCCGAAAUGACUUCAUAAUGUCUCACUGAAAUGUUUGCAGACAAUAUCGCUGCAGGCUGAUACUGUGUGCUUUGCCUUACACAGAUUACACAGUAUGUCUCUGUGUUGCUGGCAGAGGUUAAGCGGCACAAUGGCGGAGUAAUCCCUCGGUAUGUCAGGCCUCCGGCGCACUAUCUGAGCCUGUGAGUGUCUAAACAAGGACUUAAGUGGAACACUUUGUUUAUAUCACACUGAGUCUGUUGUCAGGGCUGUGUGGAUUUGUCUUAUCUCAGGGUGGAUGUGGACCGUAGACUGUAUAUAGAUGGGACGCCGUCUGCUUCCUUGCAGGGUGAAGCCACUCUUAGAACAGCGCCCUCUGGUGAUGGGCUGCAGUAUAGGUCAUAAAUCCCACCUCCUCCAGCGAUCCCUAUGGAGCUGUAGACAAACUUUAGAAAUUAAUCACACAGUGUAUAAAUGUUUCUCCCCUCUGGUUGUGAUGUUGACGUGUAGUUACUGUCAGACUGGUUUGUGUUCAAGUCCUAUUUUUUUGUGUCUUUUAUCAAAAGUCACUCUGUUCUCCGACACGUAAACAAUCAGCCGGUCGGCCAAGUUGGAUAUACCAGUGAAUCUGACGUUGCAACAACACAAAAUCUUGAUUGGUCAGAAGUGGACACACAGUAUGUGAAACUUUGGAAAAAUCGACUGAUACGAAAAAAUAAAUGCCGCAAUAUCAUCACUGAUGUGAACGCUUGUAUUGACAGGAUACGGGUUCGAAAAAAAUAUAGCCGUCCGAAAUAAUCGCACGAUAAUAACGGUCCCAGUGUGAAAGGACUUUUAAUGUGUCAAAUUCCACCGGCUUCUUUCCGGCCCCCUGCGGUUCAGUGGGCUUUGUAGCCAAUCGCCAGGUUUCUAUUUUUUCGUAGCAUGCCGCAUGAAUUCAGCACAGAUUAGCCCGUGCUGGAAAGGAACACAGACACAAAAUAAAAACAUUCGGCUUCUUUUCUAAAGUAAACACUACAUAUAUCAGGUGGAUCAUAUUUCAUACCAUGCAAACAUGCUUUGUUUUGUAGAUAAAGAUAAAUAUUGCAGGUACCCAUGGUUAAUUCCCAAUCUCCACAAAAGUGUCUGAUCUACUGGUCUGGACAGAGUGGAUUUCCUCCUCUGGAAGGACACAGUCUGUCUUUAUAGAGACAACUCAUUAUCGUGGGAUUGCAUGUGAAUCCACAGGUUCUCGUGGGAAAAUCACAGCCAAUUCUGCUGCAGUGCUGCUUGUAUGGUGUGGAAAUUUGAGAUAAGUCUCAUUUUCAAUGUGUAACAUCAACAAGUAAGAUACUUUAACAGGUGAAUGUAGCAAUGACUCAGCACGAUGGCAGGCAUGGUCGUGCACACGUACACUAUACCUCAUGUGAUCAGCCCCUGCAGCUGGCGUGUAUGCAAGGCACACCCGUCACGUGUGAGCUCAUCCUUCUCCAGCAUUCUUCCUUCCUGUUAACUCUCCAGAAGGAGAAAGCCCUCAUGUGCACUGUUGAAGGGUGCAACAUUAGCACAAAAUAACCCUUUACUUCUAUCGAGAUCUGCCUCAGCUCUAAAAAGGCCUUAAGAUUUUGCAGCUGGUUCCAAAGGUCAGAGCUGAAAUGUGGGGAAAAGGCGUUUUAGUCUGCUGCUCUCUUUACUUUAGAAGAAUCGUCUCUCAUCAGCUGCUUCAAUAAUCCUAAAAAAAAUGAGUCUAAUGGUGGAAAAGUUUCUGCAGAAUUCCUCUCUUGCUGUGUGCACCAGUUCUUGCACCAGUCUGAGCGCUCUCUACAAGAACUCUUUUUUUGUUUUAAAUUCAGCAAAGAGGUGAUGGAGUGAAGAUCAUUCAGGUUCUUCAAAGAGGCCGGUCCAGAUGUUUAUCUCUUUGUAUUGCUGCUUUGUGGUUAACAAGAAGAAAACAUGAGUCACAAAAGCUGAGGAGAUGUGAGAAUGACUGUGUCUGUUGUUAAAUACCAUGAACUCUGCCAGCUAUCCAAACAGCCCUGAUCCAGUCCAUGAGUCCAGUCCAGUCAACUCUUUUCUGUUGUUCUCUGCUUGGUUGGAAAACCACUGAGUGUUUACGAGUCAUCAGAGGCAUUAAAACGGCCGUUGAGUAUCUCUAACUCUGCGGUUUGGAGUGGUGCCACUGAGCUCAGCUUUGUUUUACUUAAAGAUCACCCUUCUUACAGUAUUUGCAUUUAUACCUGUUGCUUUAUAAGUGUGUUUGACAAAGCCAGGGCUGUAUAAAAGUACAUCUGUGCAACAAAUCAUAUUAACUCCUUCAGUGCCAGGUUCAUUUAUGAUAUUUUCACCCAGUGCCACCAUUAAUUGCGAUAGAAAUUUCCGUAUCUUUCAGGACCCACAGAAUAUCUUGUGCUUGGACUAGAAUUAAGUGAAAUAUCUCAAAAGAAAGGGGUGAUUCUCUUCUUUCACCAGAAAAAAAAAGUUAGUCUCUAACCCACUCUUGUGUUUGGUUAUUGUUUACUCAAUGCAGCGUGGUCAUAUCAUCUUUGCCGAUCUGGAAAAAGAAACCUGGAAAAACGCAUUUUUACAAAGGAGAAAUUUUCAAGCAGAACUCUGAUCGUCUUUUUCAUUUCACAUCUAACUACUUUACCGGUGGCAUCAAGGUCCUCCCUCCUUGGACACCACUCCUCACUAAUUUCGAGAUCUGACUGUGAUAGGUCACUUUGUGAUGGCUGGGAGUCAAAUUGGCUCUCGAAAAUCUGACACUGUGACGCAAACCCGUAGACUGUAUAUACUAUGGACAACUUGGUUCCGCCUCCCGCCUGUAUACGGAUUUGAAGCCAAAAAGCUCUCCGUAUUUCCAGGAUUUUUUUUCAUUUCCUGAAACCAGCGCUGUAGUGUUGUGCGCUUUUGGCGGGAGAGUCACUGAGAGUCGCUGUGAUGACGUUCGACUCAAACAGCGUAUCCCCCGGGUGAGCUACGCAAUCCCUGAACACCCAUAGGCUGUAUCAAAUGUCAAUCAUAGAAAACAUGAACCCCCUGAUAACUUUUAAAAAUGGAGCUUCACAUAAAAAAAAGGACUUGAGCACAAACCAGUCUGACAGUAACUACAUGUCAUGAAAAAAAUUAAUGUUCUGUGUCAUAAAUUUCUAAAGUUUGUCCACAGCCCCAUAAGCUUUUGGGAUUUAUGACCUAUACUGCAGCCCAUCAACAGAGGGUGCUGUUCUCGGAGUGGCUUCACCCAGAGAGGAGGCAGACGCUGUCCAUUCUAUGUACAGUCUAUGCAUAAACCGCAUGGACUGCUCGCGUCCUCCUCGCCAGGACUGUUGCUGAAUUCCAGCUCAGUCUCGCUCACCAGUACCGACACUGGCGGCUGAACAACAUGGCCGGGAAAUUGUUUCUUUGAUUUUCGCCUGAGGAUGUGAAGGUCCGGUACCAGAGACAGAAGCACUGCGCCCAUGGGAGCUGAUGCGCUGAGACUGUUAGCUCUUGGCUAAUGACUUCAGCAUUUUCGUACUCUCCUCAUAGAGAAAAAAACACUCCACAAUUAGGCUAAUUCGCACACUUGAUAGCACACUUCUGACCCUCGAAUACUUGUUUUUUGUUAUUGUAACAUGGUUGUGAUGUAUUUGUCGGCUUUUCUGCGUUCAGAACGACCCUAAACUUAGUCGCAUGUUAGGGAGGAGCGCCCUAUGGCAGAAAACAAAAAAACAAAAAAUCCGUCAAAAUCUGUCAAUGGCACUGAAUGAGUUAAAAGAAGAAGCAGAUAUGGGGUGCCGUUUGUAAAGCAGCCCAUUAUAAAAACAACAGCAAGAUUUGGUCAUAUUUAGCAAAACAACAGCAAGAUUUAGUCACAUUUAGCUUCAAACAGCAUUUAAAAAAGUGAUGUGAAUUUUCGGCAGUCAUUUUUUUGCACAUUUACAACAACAUUUAAAUACUAAAACUAAAUGUUAAAUGUUAAAUCUAAAUGCUAAAUAUAAAUCUUAAAUAUAUAUGUUAAAUCUAAAUGUUAAAUAUAAAUCUAAAUGUUAAAUCUAAAUGUUAAAUCUAAAUGCUAAAUAUAUAUCUUAAAUAUAUAUGUUAAAUCUAAAUGUUAAAUAUAAAUCUAAAUGUUAAAUCUAAAUGUUAAAUCUAAAUGUGUUGGGCGAAACUAAAUAUUUAGCUAAUAUGCAAAUUCACGGUCGGAAACCGGAAGUGCCAAAAUAAAAGCUCCAGAAGGUCAUAUUGAUGAUUCUUGUGUCGAAGAAAACGAAUUAAAACCAAUUUAAGGGGGGGACAAAUACUUGGGGUGACGUUUCGUGUUAAUAACUACCUACAAUAGCGACAGCAACAACAAAAACUUUAUUAGAAAGACUCGAGUUUUCAGUGUCGCUUCUCCGUAUGGCGCGGACACUGUACGAACCAUAGACUGUAUAUAAGAUACAUAUAUAUAGUCUAUACAUAUAAACUUAUAUACAGUCUAUGGUUUCGAACCCCGGCUUCCUACGUCCCAGUCGUCCGCGUUACCCGUAUGGCCAAAGCACUUCAUGAAUAGAUAAGGUGCCAUGGAGUAGUAUGACGUGUGCGCCUGCAUGUGUGUGUGCGUGUGUUCGUACAGUGUCCGCGCCAUACGGAGAAGCGACACUGAAAACUCGAGUCUUUCUAAUAAAGUUUUCGUUGUUGCUGUCGCUAUUGUAGGUAGUUAUUAACACGAAACGUCACCCCAAGUAUUUGUUCCCCCCUUAAAUUGGUUUUAAUUCGUUUUCUUCGACACAAGAAUCAUCAAUAUGACCUUCUGGAGCUUUUAUUUUUGCACUUCCGGUUUCCGACCGUGAAUUUGCAUAUUAGCUAAAUAUUUAGUUUCGCCCAACACAUUUAGAUUUAACAUUUAGAUUUAACAUUUAGAUUUAGAUUUAACAUUUAGAUUUAACAUAUAUAUUUAAGAUUUAUAUUUAGCAUUUAGAUUUAACAUUUAACAUUUAGUUUUAGUAUUUAAAUGUUGUUGUAAAUGUGCAAAAAAAUGACUGCCGAAAAUUCACAUCACGUUUUUAAAUGCUGUUUGAAGCUAAAUGUGACCAAAUCUUGCUGUUGUUUUUAUAAUGGGCUGCUUUACAAACGGCACCCCAUAAGCAGAUGGUUGAUAUAGUCAGUUUAAGUCAUGCAUUAGUGAUCGAGAGGCUUUAAUAAGACUCAAUUUGCAAAACCAAACAUACACUUAACACCUAAUAUUUACAGUUUUAUAGCAAAUUACAAUUAGAGACUGAUUACAGUCAGUCGGCUGCUGUUGAGUGACUGUAAUCAGAUUAGACUGCAGCUGUGACCGUUUCAUUUGAGAGGUUUUCUUCAGAGAUUGAGAUUAAGUAUCAGAUAUUAGACAGUGUUUGGCUGCUGACGGUUGCUUCAGUCAUGUGAUACGAUCAAACUCCUCUUUGACAGUUGACAUGAACAUCAGAGAUUUUAUUCAGCCCUUUGACUGAGUUUACAUACCUCAUAUACUUCAACAGUGUCUGCGUAGUAAUGCUGUAGCCACACUCCCUUUUCUUAGACACUAAACUCUGUGAUUCACAGCUCUCCUGUUACAUUGAUUUUUAAGGUUAACCUAUUAAUAAUUGUGCACUUACAGUGACAACACUAAUCUAUGAUGUUCAAACACUUUGCAAGAGUGGUUGAGGUUAUCAGCGGCUCAUUGCAGGCAGAUGUGAUGUGGAAACAUUGGCGGUUCAGCCUCUGAUUGCUUUCAUUUCUUCCUUCAGCCAAUGCUAGAUGUCUCUCCAAAACUCUAAAGAAGUUUAAACAUGCUUUUCUUCUUCUCACAGAACCUAACCUUUAAAAUGUUGCAUAUGGGCUGUUUCUAGGGACACAACAAGUAAAAUACAAAUGCAUGCUACAGGGUGAUGAGGCUCAUCUGGCCCCAGUGAGAACAAAGAGUUGCCAGUGUGGAACGGUCACGGCUGCUUAACCUGCCAGGUAAAUAGAUAAAGACACACCCUGUUGUACUUUGAAGGUUUGUUCAUCAAGAACAAGAAGUGAUCCACUAAGAAGGAGGCAAAAAGAGCAACCACAACUACAGAGUCCAGCAUCUAACAAAAUAAAAAUGUAAAGGAAGCAAAUUAAAUGUAUAUGCAGUGGCCUCUGGUAGCCCUUAAAGAAUCUAAGAUGUGGAGAAAGUACCCUCUGGCUGCUCUUUAAAUAAUUAAUAUGUAAGCCAUUGUCCUCUGGUCUCUCUUCAAUUGUAAACAAAAUGUCCUGUAGUAGCUUUUUGAGCAACAAUUGUCAAAGAAACACUCCAUAGUUGCUUUUUUCGCAAAUUAAACAAAACUGAAACUCCAGUUUGAUCCUUGAAUGGAUUCUAAAUGAACGUAUGGCUCUUCUGUUUGUCGCUUUUUAGAGCAUAAAUGUAGACAAAGGGCGCUUUUGCUGCUUUUUUGCAAACAAGUAAAAAAUGUCCCUUGCUUUUUUUGUAGUGCAUUAAAGGGAUAUUCCAGCAUAAAUUUAAGUUAGGGUCAAACACACCGUUACACAGUUAGACACCCCCUCCAGAGAUGAAUGUUGCCGACGGCUUGCUUCUCUAGUUAUUCAAACUUAAGUAACGACCUCAUGAUAGCAAUACACGUGUAAACCUCAACCAAAACGCCACUCUAUAGCCACAAAUAAUGCUCAGAACAGCACCUAACUUCAUCAACAGGACAUAUAGGGUCUCAGCCAUUUUACUAGCCACCAAACAUCUUUUUAACUUUAGCAAAGAGACUAAACACAACUCACCUAUUCUCUUCCAGCAGCCGCUUGUUUGUAGUGAGACCUCGGGCCAGUCCAUUACAGACUACAGUGGGGUGACACAGCUCAAGGAAGAACAUUUAUGAUAAUUUCUUCAUGGAAAUACAAUCAGACUGAGACACUAAGGCAGAAGAACUACCACGUCUACAAUGCAAAUUAUUAUUAUGAUGAUUAUUACUUCAAGGAAAUGAUGAAAAAAAUGAUCAUAAAUGUUCUUCCUUGAGCUGUAGUCUGUAAUGGACUGGCCUCAGGUCUCGUGACAAACAAGCAGCUGCUGGAAGAGAGUAGGUGAGUUGUGUUUAGUCUCUCUGCUAAAGUUAAAAAGAUGUUUGGUGUCUAGUACUAUGGCUGUGACCCUAUAUGUCCUGUUGAUGAAGUUAGGUGCUGUUAUGAGCAUUAUUUGUGGCUAUAGAGUGGCAUUUUGGUUGAGGUUUACACGUAGAGAUGUAGACCACUGUGUAUUGCUAUCAUGAGGUCGUUACUUAAGUUUGUAUAACUAGAGAAGCAAGCAGUCGGCAAAAUUUAUGUCUUGAGUGGAUGUCUAACUCGAUGUUAGACUGAGAGAGAAAAAAAUGGAGAAGGUUGUUCUCAUGCCAGCUGUGUGUGGAGUACUUCCCCAUUUGGAUUUCUGCUCCUGUUGAUCCUUCCCCUCUUUAAGUGUUUAACUACGUUUGUCUCAUGUCACAUUAUCAUCACUGUCAGCAGAGCUACUCAGCAAGGAAAGCCUCUCUUCCUCUGUGUCCUCUGUGCAGCCUGAAACUCCCUACAGAUCUUUUUCUGUAACGAAGAGGAAAAUCUUCUUCCUGUGAAGAAUGAGCAGAAAAAGAAAGAGAAUCACAUUCAUGGCUGUAAAGUGAAUGAAAACUGAGUGGGAGCAUGUUAGUGUCAGUUGACAAAUGUAAUAUGAGCUCUGAGUUCUCUGCCAGUACUGCAAGGUGUGUGCGAUCAGGUCAGUCAAAGUAAGAAGUGAAUGAAUCAUUUUAAAGUCAGGUGGUUUUGUGCCUCAUCAGCGGUGAAACACGAUUUUUAGACGUGAGAAAAGUGUGACUCAUUUUCAUUGGGUUAUCUACUGAGAAGUUGCAACAAUGCAUGGUGCGCUAUGGGGGAUUUUCGUAAAGAAAGGAACAAUUUCGGGCAUGGUGAGCCCGCAAAAACAGGAAAUUAUUUUUAAUCUCAGCCAUGCAUGCAGAGGCGUCCUCCACUCCACGCUUUGCUUUAUAGGUGAACUGGAGUGGGUCUAGUCUGUCUGCCUCCACAGCAGUUAGGCGGUCACUCACCACCCUCUCCACACAGUAGUUGCAUUAACACGGGCACAAAUAGUCGAAAUAAACUGGACUUUUGGACUGGAUUGUAGGAAAGACUAGGUUCUGUUAAACGGAAUACUAAUCCAGAUUGUGUCAAAGGACUGGAUCCAGUCCGAUUCAAACUGAAUCCAGGUACAGGGCAAGAUUGAGUCCAGGUAUUUCAUCCCUCCCUUUCCCCCCUUCCAGCAGGACUCUGUGACAGUCUUUCUCUCUGUAGAGCUCCUCAGUCCUUUUGUUGCUGAGAUGUCCUGCAGGGCUGCUGCUUUAACUUUAACUUUCUUUUACAAAACUUGAACUAACGGUUAAGGAGGAGAGUGGCCUGUUCACGGUGAAGUUUUAACUGUUCAUAACUGUGGUGCAGAGGAGUCUUUCCUGGUGUGUCUUUUCAGCAUUCACAUGGGCUUCUUUUGAGUUGGACAUUGAGACAUUAUAAUCUGAUUUAGUGAAGAGUCAGUUUGUUAUUAUUUAGGGAUGAAUGAAGCAGAAAAGGACAAUGAAGCCGAUUGAGCUCUGAGAUUUCUAUCAGUCAUGGCUGGAUGCACACAGCGGCCUCUGCAGGGUGUGUGACUUCUAUGUCAGCGUAUCAAUCCAGCUCACAGGAUGUCAAACAGGUCUGACUGCAGAAAAUUACACUUUCUUUCCAAGACAAUCAUCACACCAGUGUAAGGACAAGUUAGCUUGUUUACACAGAGUUAAAUUACAACGCCAUAUGUUUUGCAAAGCGGUGAUUCACUGGUGUUUGACAAGUAGAAACCAGCUCUUUGAUCUUUUUCCCGAAGGGUGAAGAGACCCGUCCGAAAAUGUCACACUGCUGGUCUUCGUGUGUUGAGAAAAAGGACAACAAACAGAAGUGAAAUAGACCUACGGUGGAAAAACGGACCAAUUCCUGUACAUUUGAUGUUUGUCUCAGUCAUUUCAUUUCUUGGUGCCAGAAAAGGUUAAUAAGUUUGCUGUCCUGGACACUGAAGUGUCUCAGCCCAUGACAGAUGCCUCCUGUGCUCAUCUGUUGGUCAUAGUUCCACUUACAGCACAGUUAUUGGAUUUCAGCCAGAGAGCCGCACAGAGGAACCACCUCUGAGUGUUUCAUCUAUUCAUGACUGCAUAGCCUCUGCAUGAAUCAGAGAUUUCAUUUAAAGAGUUUGACCAUAACGUCGAGUUAGACAGGGAUGAAUGUUGCCGACCGCUUGCUUCUCUAGUUAUACACAGCGGUCUAUGGAGCCACGUGUAAAACCUCAACCCAAACGCCACUCUAUAGCCACAAAUAAUGCUCCGAACAGCGCCUAACUUCAUCAACAGGACAUAUCGGGUCACAGCCAUGGUUCUAGACACCAAACAUCUUUUUAACUUUGACUGAUUUCUUUAGCAAAGAGACUAAACACACCUCACCUACUCUCUUCCAGCAGCCGCUGGUUUGCAGGGGAGCCCUGACGAGUCGAUCACAGAGUGCAGCGGAUCAUUUCCAUUAAGUCGUAAUCAUCAAAAGUAAUCAUUUUGCACUGCAGACGAUCUGUCAAUUUGUCUGAUUGCAUUUCCAUUAAGUUAUAAUCAUAAAUUUUCCGCUGCACUCGGUGAUCGAGUUUGAUGGCCAGUAGGGCUGUCAAAAUUACCCCGAAAUGACGUUCAAAUAUUCGUUCUGAAAAUAACACACUAAGUUCGGACAUGUUUGAAUAUCUUAUUUGGAGUCCAGACCACUCUUUCAGGCUCUCCUCACACGAGGACGGCCCCGUAUUGUCUUGGCGUCGGCACCAAAACAUGUAGCGCUGUUUACACAUCGUAUCUUACAUAGGCUUAGUGCAUUUAAAUGACAACGCAAAAUCCUGUAGUACAUACGCCCGGGCUAAAGGUGACACUGUGAAAUUGCCACAAAGUACCAAAAACAGAGAAUGCGCAUGCACAUACAUGCUGUGUGUGUGUGUGUAUGUGACAAUGUGGGUUGGGGGGCGGGGAGGAGGAAAUAUUCAGCAGUUAGUGCAACAGCUGAAACUCACCUUCUGUGUAUGUGCUCCUGUUAAAGGCAGCGAAGGAGGCAGGGCGGGGUGUUUCUAAACACCUCAUGAAGGGACAUGACAGGAAUGAAAUAAAGAAACUCCACACAGUACGACACUGAGGUCUAUAUACAGCACUUACAAAGAUACAAAACAUCGUAACUCAGAGGCUGAGAUUGUCCAAGAUAAGAUACAUAUCAGAUACAGAAGGCAUGACAUGAUGGGUAUCAUGAUGCAGAGAUAAAGAUAGAUAUCACAAUAACACCUGUAGUUAAUACCUCUUUAACAGCUCAUCAAAACUGGUUCCCUCUGACUCUACUUUUCCUCCUCAUGUUUCUCAAAGAUGGAGGGAUGAUAAAAUGAGAUAAACAUGUUAAUCCUCUAACACACUGAGACUUUGACCUAGCAUGCCGUCGUCCCUGCUGCUAGGCGAGCCAUACUUGCCCCUCUCUGACCUACAGUAUGACCUGUCUGUGACCUCAACAUCCCUUUCACAUGCCAAUCCUGUUUACUGUUUCCAUUGCAGCACCUCAUGUGCAAACUUGCUGCCUGCAAGUCUCCUCACAGGAAACCCGAGGUCCUAGAGCCAACAACUUGAAACUACAUCUUUGCAGCUGAAGAGAAAAAUUUAAAUAUAGACCCAAAACAGCCAAAAGGACUAUAGGCGUUAAGGUUGGGUAUUCCAAUCUAAUAAAGGUUUAUUUAUAUAGCACAUUUAAAAACAACAAAACGUUAACCAAAGUGCUGUACGGUAAAAUUAAAAACAAAAUAAAAAAGAGCCAGACAAUUAACAUGAACAAUAAAACAAAGAUACAGGGACACAUUAAAAAAACAGCGGGACAUAGAUGGUUUAGUAAAAACGUGAUUAAAAGGCCAAGUUCUCAGGAGUUAAAAGUUAGGGAGUAAAACAGGCAGUGAGGGGGACAGUGGCACAUGAAGGGGAAGAGCAUUUUAGAGCUGAGGCGCAGCAACGGGAAAAGCCCGGUCACCCCUGAAAUUUAAUCUUGACCUAGAGACAGUCAGAAGACACUGGUCAGAGAAUCUGAGAGUCUGAGAUGAAAUAUGGGGUCUUAAAAGGUCAGAGAGAUCAAAAGGAGCAAGCCCGUUUAAAGAUUUAUAAGUGAAUAAUAAAAUGUAGGGUAUUCAGAGGAGAAAGCUGAACAAAAAAACACAGAGACUGUAAUGAGCAAAAACUGUUUCUUGUAUAAAACCACACCCGCACAAACCACAGGCAGAGAGGGUUUCACAGCUCAUCACACUCCUAUAAUUAUCUCCUAAUGACUCUAAGAAGGUCAUCAGCACUUCAGAAACAGAUCAGGAAUUCCUCAAGCUGCCAGCUUAGUGCCAGUUCUUUGUGUAAAAUUUCCCCACACACCCUCCACUCUCUGGCCAAACAACCCAGUCACACACACUAAACACACACCCACACCUCACCCACGCUCUGCUCCUCAGACAGAGGAGCUAUUUUUGGUUCCUGAGUCUCCUGUAUGAAAGGCGUCCUUUACUUACUUUGCUGUUCUUUUUCAGCAGUGUCAAAAUAAUGCCGUUAUAAUGUCUCAUGUAUACCUCUGUGGAGGCAAACCAGGAUACCAGGAUACUGUUCUAGCAGGAGAAGAGUUUCCCUGUUGUCAGUGCAUUUACACCUCCUGAUGUAAAUGAUGAUAAACUAAAUAAAUGAUGAUGAUAUGAUGCAUUUGCAGUAGCUUUUCAGGAGACAGCUCAUCUAGUCAGGCUCACAUCAUAACCCAAUUCUGUUUAUUGCUGCUGCACGGUAGAUUUGGCUAAAUUUCCUGUUUGUCAUUAUGUCCAAAUAAAGGGGAGCAUCUAACUGGUUCAGAAACAGACUCAACUAACUAACUCAGGACCAAGAUUGAUAAUAUCCUUGUUGUAAUUUUUCAGUGCUAAACCUGCUGUGUGUUUGUGUGAGGAGUGUUUUUAGAUUAAAGGAGUGACAUCAGGGUGGAGAAUAGUCUGCUUUAAAACUUUUUCAAUAGAAAACACUCAUAGUGAGUGAUGAAGUUUACUGUUUAAGACAACAGGGUGGGGGUUUGAUUGAAAACACCUUAGAGAGAAGAGGUACGCCAUGUUUAGUUCAGUCAAGUUUAGUUUUCUGGGGUCUUCAUGGAGUCCAUGAAAAUUAAAAGCACAUUCACAUAAAAGCAACAUUAACAUGAUUACAUUAUAUAAUAGAUUACACUUUACAUAUAUAAACACAUAAAUAAAUACAAUUACAUCACUCCAUGUGGGUCUCCAAUAUGGGUCUUUUCAGCAGCCAUGUUUCCGGACCUUUUUUAAAGAUGUCUCCGUUCCUCGUUUUGCGACCAUCCAUAUAUUUAAAAACGGCAAUGGCACAACGACGCUCUCCUUGUCUUUCCAAAAGUGGACAUUCUUUCAUGCUUCAGCCAUGUUGCAGUUGCUUCUGUGUCAAAAGUUCUCUAAGUGAUAGCGCCACUUCUUCUCUGGUGUUUUUGCUCCAGGGGUACAGAGGCGUGGCGCACAUGCAUUGUCCGAUCAUACUCUGACUACGCUGGUUAUAUGGUAGAGAAAAUCGAAUUCCAAUCGCAUUAUCUGGGUGUCUUAAUCGGAGUUCUCAAACUCUGAUUAUAGUCAGACUAAGGUGUUUACAUGCACUUCAGUUGUCCGGUCUUAAUCGGAGUAAGGCAAUAAUUCGGUUUGUCAUGUAAACAUACUGAGUGACAGAGCGGGUCAGGAUGCUCUCAAUGGUGCCUCGGUAAAAGGUGCACACAGGCUCUUAUUUCCCUAAAAAUCAUCUUGGGGUUUGCUGUCAUUCCAAACCUCAAGUGUUGGAAACUCCAUGUUGUUCAGUUCAGGAUUCUUGGAUGUAAAGAUCAGAGUCGAUGUGAUAUCCAGGGUUAUUUCUUGAAUUGAGAUUAUGACUGUCUGCUGUCAGGGGUCCGUGUGUUUAAUAAUACACCAACUGUUGUGGGCUGUGCUGGGUCAGAGUCCGGGGCUGUCUUUUCAUCCAUCACUGCUUCACUGUUCCUCUUUUUGACAUAAUAACCCCCUCUUCACUUUAUCAGAUAAACAGUUCAUGUCCCCAAAAAUAAAAAAGGGUUUAUCAAGAAUCUUAUUCAGUCCAAUUUGGAAAACCAGUUGAAGACACACAAAUGUUGACUGAGUGAUUGGUCUGUUAGUGUAAGAUUACAGUGAGAGGCGCUGAGCGGCAUUGUUCCUAAUAUGGCAUGUGCUGCUGCAGCCCUCCCCUCAUUACCUCUCUGCUGAGGUCACAACAUGUACAGUGUAACCUUAGUUUGUUUGCUCAGGACUAACUGGGGGUAAUAAUGACUAUAAACGAAGAUAAUGUCGGCACCAAAGUCUCCUUUUGUCUUCAUCAGUUUGGCAUGACAGAGUCAUUUCCUGAGUUGUGGUUUUUAUCUCACCCUUCUGCAGGAGUGAGGACACGGAGUCAGCUGACUUCUCUUUUGUGCAGAUGUGUUUUCACUCUGAGCUGCAGACUGGGGUAGAAAUAGAAAUGGCAAACUGACUGAAGUGACCGCUUCAGCUUUAAAGAUUAAGCUGGAAAACCCCACAUAUCAAGUUGGACUCUCUAUACAAGGUAUGAUGAGGUGUGAGGGACAGGGCUGGUGAGAAAUAUGUGAUAGGUGCAGCGCUCCCGCUCCCGCUCUCCUCCCUCCCUCCCUCCCUCCCUCCCUCCCUCUCUCCUUCUGCAGCAGCAGACUGCGUUUGCUCACGAACGAGAGAACACGCUCUUUGAGUUGCCGCUGCUACUUCGCCGUUUCUUGUUUGUUUUUGCCUCAGCGAUGUGUUUCAGGACUGUACUUUUGUUCGCAGUGUUUGGCCGUGAGUAUGACUUCACUUUUUUCUUUCAUCUGUUGCUUUUAUUGAGUAGCCUUAAUCUUGCCACUUGUGAAGGCUCAAACAGUUACCGCUCCGAAGUGCAGGAUGAAUAUCACUGGCUCAAACUGAUUAUAUGACUGUUAGUAACUCUUUUUGCCGAGAUUCUGUGUGUGUGUGUGUGUGUGUGUGUGAGAGAGUGAGAGACUGUGGGUUGACAUGUUAGGUGUUAAGCAAAAGUUACUGCAAGUGUCCUCUCCACCCUUAUCAUACACAUGUAAUGACCCUGUUUAAAAGGAAGUAAGAUAUAGACGAGGCAAAUGAUUUUACUCUGCUCAAGGUCACAGUCAAUUCUCACGAUGCUGGAGCAGCAAGAUGCAGCGCGCUGUCAUACGGGUGUGGACGGAGCUCUUGUUAAUUUCUUUACAGAUCUUUAUCAUUCAUUUUGAGAGACAGAUGAGAGAAUAAGGCAGAGUGAAUACACACACACACACAUGGUUGUGACAGGAAAAACAAUGAAACUGGAUCAUCUCUUGGUGUAACACAGAUCGCCGGUUAAGUUUGUGAAUAUUUCUACAGGCUUGACAUACAGAAACGUAAAGAAACGUUUCCACUCGUGUGUCAAAUGUGCAUAGAUGUCGGCUGAUGAACUCGACACCCAUCCUGAGUGGAGCUGCUGCCUCCUCGGUGGAAGUUUCAGUUCCAGGUGUGAAACCACAGUCAGCCUGUCAGUUCUUCUUUGAUUGUCUUCCUCGUACUUGUACCCAGCCGACCAGAAGCUUUCUGAGUAAGCUUGUGUUAGUUGACAGAUAAAGCCUAUGAAUGGUGCAGUGGUUAACAAAGGGUCUGUCUUCAGAAAGAAAAACAUUUUUCCCUGUCAUCAAGUCAAUUUUUUAAACCAUUCAGAAAAAUAACACAGUAGACUUGUCUUGUAAAUCGGUUUGCCUUUGGCUAAGAUAAUCUUGUUUUGUCACCAGAAAAAUGGCUACAGCUAAAGCAUCUGAUUUUGUUGCCAGAAACAUGUCUGACAAUAUCAGGUUUUGUUGCCUCAAUUAGAUUUUUUUAACAACAUAGUCUGAUAUGAUCGAAUAGUUUAAAGAACUAUUUAUGUCUCUUUAUGAUAAAUAAAAUAAAGUGCUGAAUAUGUUUUUUUUUCUCACGCACUUUGCGCGCUCUCAUGAAUUCUCUGUGCCCCAGUACAGCAUUAGGUCGAGUGACGCCCCUGCUUGUACCCCUACUUGGUUUUGCUUACCUGACUUUUUCUCUGACACUGAAACACUUUCUGAGUCUGGAAACUGUUGACAGAUUUAUUUGGUGGGUUGCUCACUUUAAACCAUAAAAACCACAUGACCCACAUUUAAAUCUCUGUCAUGAUCAGCACUGCUUACAAGCCCAUAAUUGUCACUUGGAUCAAAUAACGCAUUACUCUGUAUCUGACAGUCAUGUAGAUUAUUCCAUGACUGCAUAACUUGCCGCCUGGACUAGCUCGUCUUUCUCUCGAGCUGUGUCACUUCUUUUUCCCAACCACAGUGGCUGUGUGGUGCUUGUGGUAUGUGUGUGUUUGUGUGUGUCCACAAGUUCAGCGAGGUGUUUCUUGUCCUGGGCGGUUUACACAAUCCCUCUGAGCAGCUGUGGCUGGCGAGGCUUUCUCCGAGGGAGGGGGGUUGGUUGGCUUAUUGCUGUGAAUGAGAACCACGUUCCUGUGGUCCUACUUUAGCACCAUAUACUAUACAAGGUGUGACAACAGAUACAUAAGGAUGCAUUUGCUAAGUUGAAUGAACAUUUUCCACAUGGAUCCUUGUUUGUUUUUUAAGCUUUUUCUCGGAAGUCUCUGAAGUUUUUCAAAAGUCUCAUCUUUCCUUCUGUUUGAUUUGAAUGUGCAGCUGAUCUCAGACUGUAAAGAUAUUAUUUAUCUCUGCCUCCAGCCUCCUUUUAAAAGUGACUGAUUUACUGAGUGACUGCAUCGGUGAAGUAAUUCUGAUUGCUUCCGUAGCCUGGAAUUCUUAGAUAAUAUACCUGCCCCUUAUCUGGUGUGUUAUUGACUUGUUCAGUGAAAGCAGCUAAUUCACAAGUCGAUAAAGGAAGUUUGUCUUUAACAGCAUAUAGGUGUUCUUGCAAUAUCCUGCCUCAGUGUAAAGGUUCUUAAACACCGGCAACGACGCAAAUAUACGACACGAAAUUACAAAUUAUUCAGGGGCCAAUUUUGACGCGCCUGACUGUACACAUUAAGCGCGAUGCAAUUUCGCAACUUUCCGGGGGGGGAAAGACGCGUCCCUGGUGGAAUCGAGAAGACUGACACAACAGCAGACUGACUGUUUUCAGUUCUGAUUAGACUCUAGUGUUGAGAUGUCUGUCUGUCAUGAUAGCAUGUACUGAGUCGGGGCCAGAACCAGAUAAGCACAUUAAACUAUAAUCCAUAAACGUAAGGUAACAACCGAGACCUAAUGGUGCUGUGACAGUAACGCUGUGAUUGAGUUUGAGACAGUGAAAAUACAUAUGGUAUGUUGUAUCUGAACAGGUUAGCUUACGAGCUAAAGUUACUUAGCACAGAUGAAAGUUAAAACAAAGACGUUUAUCAAACUGUUAAAGCACACAAACCAUCGUCAUAUGAGAAAUCCGACGCUAUGACUCUCCACAAGUUGUCCUUCAGGUCGUUAUCUUUGUAAUGUUUGUGUCUUUUUAUCAAAAAUCACUCUGUUUUUCAAGACAAACAAUCAGCGGGUCGGCCAUUUUGGAUAUACCGGUGAAUCUGAUGUUGCAACAACACGCAAUCUGAUUGGUCUGAAGUGGACACACAGUAUGCAAAACUUUAGAAAAAUCGACCGUGGUCUGAGAAAUAAAUGCCUCAAUAUCACAGGACGGGAAAACGUCGCUGAUGUGAACGCUUGUAUUGACAGGAUACGGGUUCGAAAAAAAAUAUUGACGUCCGAAAUAAUCGCACAAAAAAAACACUCCCGGUGUGAAAGGAUCCUUAAUACUGAAGUGUUUACACCAUAGACUGUAUAUAGAAUGGAUAGCGUCUGCCUCCUUGCUGGGUGAAGCCAUCGGUAGAACAGCACCCUCUGGUGACAGGCUGCAGUAUAGGUCAUAAAUCCCACCUUCUCCAGCAGUCCCUAUGGAGCAAACUUUAGAAAUUUAUUACACAGAAUAUAAAUGUUUCUCCCCCCUGGUUGUGAUGUUGACAUGUAGUUACUGUCAGACUGGUUUGUGCUCAAGUCCUCUUUUUUUCUGUGAAGCUCCGUUUUUAAAAGUUAUUAGGGGGUUCAUGUUUUCUUUGAUUGACACCUGAUACAGCCUAUGGGCGUUCAGGGAUUGUGUAGCUCGCUGUUUGAGCUGAGCAUCAUCACAGCGACUCUCGGCGACUCCCCCUCUGAAUGCGUACAACGCUAGUGCGCAAUGUUGGUUUUAGGAAAUGAAGAAAAAUCCUGGAAAUACCGAGAGCUUUUUGCCUUCAAAUCCGUAUACAGGCAGGAGGCGGAACCAAGUUGUCUAUAGUAUAUACAGUCUAUGGUUUGCACACACACACACAUCCCCAAGGCUGAUAUUGACAGUGAUGCUACAAACCCAGCCAUAAACGCGCGCUGCAAGGAAGCAUGUUAUGUUGGCUCGUGGUGGAAUAAUAAUAAAGUUAGAGACUGGAGGAAACAUUUCAUAAAAGACAGGAUCAUGAAGAAGAAAUACCAACACAGAUGUCUCAUCGUCUUUCUUUCUUUCUCUUUGUUUUUCUUAGUUUGGUUCUCGCUGCCAGGAGGAUGGGCAGAAACCAAGUAUCUAACAGGGAGGGAAGGAGGAAAGCUCAAGCUGGAGACUGGACCCUUCAACCUGCAUGGGGAUUUCCAGAUUGAGUGGUCGCGCAGAUUAAAUGGGCAGACGGUGGAUCAUACCCUCAUUGACUGCGAUGCCAAAUGCGCCCCCUCAAAUGGGCCUGAGGACAAGCUGCACCUCAACACAACAUCUGGGGCUCUCACUCUCCAGCUGCUGAGCCCUGCUGACAGUGGUCUCUACGUGGGGUUCAUCACUGAGGACAAUAGCAAUGUGCACCAAUAUAUCUACAAUGUCACCGUUCAAGGUGGGUUUUCCCAAGAUACCAAAUAAAAUCACUGUCAUUUACUCCUCGUCAUCCCAGAUGGUUGGCAUUUUACUAAAAUAAUGUGAAGGGUCCGAUUUGAACCAUUUACAAGGCAGGGUCUGAAGUGUAGUUUAAGGCAGGUCUAACCGUACUUUGCUGUUUAAGAGGCGCACAGUCAUGACACAAAAUGAGACCCAGGGGACAAACAGAUUUGAAUAAGUCAAGUGAUUUUUGAUAGUAGGGCUCCACGAUCAACAAAUUUUAAAUCGUAAUCGGAUGAUUUAUGACGAUGUUAAAAAGAUUAAAAUAGUCAAAUCGAUUCUUCUCCAUCAUGUCUCGCACAUCCAGGCCACCGUGGGCUCCCCAGUUCCCGCACACCAGUGUAAACAAACAUGGCGUUUGCAAAUGAAGGCGAUAAUUUCAUGGCUAAAUAGAACAAGUCAGUCGUGUGGAAUUGAUAUGGACGAAGUUUCGGACAAAGAUCAAACCACACCCUGCAACGUCUGUCUGAAGGCGGUAUCAACCCGUCACCACGGAAAUUAAUUCAAGAGUGAACACAAAAGUAUUUGUCAGCGUUUCAUCCACAUAGAAAUGGCGUUUCCGGUGACUGUAAAAGGUACUGUUUGAAAACAGGUCAGAGACGAAGAAAUGCGUAAACGACGACCAUUCCAUCGCCGUGUGGAUCGCAGGGAUGACGUAUCAAGACAAACAACCAUCCACGACCCACAUUCACACCUAAGGGCAUUUUAAAGGUGGCCAACUAACUUAACUCCACUUAUACGUGUUUUGGAAUGUGGGAGGAAACCAGAGUACCUGUAGUAAACCCACGCAGACACAGGGAGAACAAGCAAACUCCACACAGAGACUCCCUGACCCAGAUUCGAACCCAGAACCUUCUUGCUGUGAGGCGACAGUGCUAACCACUUCACCAUUGUGCCACCCGGUGAAGUUGUCUCUACAUAAAAAUUGAAAAUCAAGUUUUCAGAGAAAAAAGUCUGGAUUUUAUUUCUGGCCAAAAUUGUGCAACCCUACUUCAUAUGUUUUGAGAACAUAAUGAAUCAGACCAAUCCGUGUGUUUCCUUUAAUUCAGAGUCAGCAGAGAGUCUGAUAUGUUAUACUACUGCUCACAUCUAGUAUCUGCUCUUGUCUUUUAAUUUAGAAACACCACCAGAAGUUACUGAAAACCACAGGAACCACAACGCUUUGUUCGUAUCAAUCGGCCUUUUUGGAUUCGUGGUCAUUGGGCUGCUGGUUGCUAUCCUGCUGGGGGUCAAAGCAAAGACCCUGGAGAAAAAGAAAGGUCCGUAUCAACACAGUUCUCAAGCACAGAUGGUUUCAUUUCAUUGGUGUUGUAGCAUCUCCGGUAGAUUAAUGGUCUGAUGGUUCACAAAGUUAUAUUCAAAGCAGUUUCUUGCAACAUCCAUGAACAGUGUGAACACACCGUUAGAGCUAAAGAAAACAAGAGCAGUAUUAACCCUUUCUGUACUGACAAGAUCGUUUUAGCCCUCUAAAUUAUGUGUUCAAAAGCCUCUUAGAAAUUAUGUUUCCUAUAAACCUUCAAAAACGGUGAAUAUCAGAUACAUAUCAGAGUGCUUUAGCAAGAAUUAGCUUAAAAUAACACAUUAAUUUCCUUCCUUUAAACCAAAUAACAUGAAAUCCAUUUUUAGACAUCAUAUCAAUGCACACAUCAGGCUUUAUGAUGCACAAAAUACACAUGGAUUCAAAGUGUGCCCCAACUAAAUGAAUCAUCUCUGUGUUACCAUAACCAAAUAAAGUACUACAGUUCAUUUAAGGAUACUUCCCUAAGUAUACUUUGUACACUGAUACAAAUAUACCCACAGUGUACUUGCAAGUAAACUUUGGGACUAGAUCGGCCCAGUUUAGUUUAUUAAAGUACACUUGAAGCGUACUUGAAAGUGGUUUACUGUUAGUUUACUAGUAAUAAACUUUUAGUCCCCUUUGUAGUUUUAAAAAAUUACACACUGAAUUUAUUGUCUUUUUUAUGAGUGUACUCUAUAAAAGUGUACUCUUACAUGAAACCUAAGGCACAAAUACAUACUUAAGUGUAUCUUGUUAAAAGUUUAUAUAUGAGAAUAGGUUAAAUUUAUUUAGACUUUUAUUGUAAGCCCUGAAUGCUGGUUUUACAGCAUCAUCUGUAAUGUUUGACUGAUGAUGUGAACCAAGGUUUGCUCUGGUGAAGUGAUAAUUCUCUUUUUAUUUUCUUCACAGUUAACGCUCAGUCCGUCUGA
Messenger RNA from Xyrichtys novacula (pearly razorfish), 30718 nucleotides. Lineage: Eukaryota; Metazoa; Chordata; Actinopteri; Labriformes; Labridae. The record is from the annotation of a GenBank genome assembly.